UCUCCAGCUGAGAGACCACUUCUUUCAGGCUCCGGCAAGUCUGCCGGCCUCUUUGUUUACUGCGCAGUCCCAGGAGCCUACCUAUUUACUCUGUAAACCACACAGCGUUUUAGGUUUGGUUCCAUCAUCUACUGCUGUCACUACUACAGUUAGUUCAAGCACCAUGCUGUUUACUACAAUAUCAAAUGUUUCUGCCUCCACAGCUGCUACGGAGCUCUUAUUUGGUGCUCCAACAACCUCAACUAGAAUACUUGGUGGUAUAACAUUGGAAUUUGGAAUAGAAUUCUCUGGAGUAGGCGAAGCAGCUUCCACAUCUACUACAACUUUCACAACUACUACUACCACUGUUACCACCAACACCAUUACCACAGUUACCAGUGGCCUUAAUCUGAGUGGAAGACCAUUGACAUCAACUGGAAUUAAUAACACUGACCUAGUCAGCAUUUCUUCUGUACCUCUUACCUCUACUGUUAACUCAAUAGUAACUCCUGUGAUGACUUAUAGUCAGCUGGAUGGUCAGAUAAACAAAUGUAGCCUUGAGGAAGAAGAUCAAGAAAACUGCUUUCAAUACCAGGCUACUCAGGGCAAUGCUUGGGAUCAUAAACUGAUUGAGAAUGGUGAGAAGCUCUCUUUAAAGGUUACUGCUUUACAUGAAGAAGUGGAAAAAAUGAAACUAGAGCAAAAAAGGUUGGAACAAGAAUUAAAUUUUAUCCUGUAUCAGAAGAAAGAGCUAGAAGAUCUAGUGACUCCUGCAGAGGAGUCUGUGAAGAACGAGAGUGGGCUUGUUUAUCUGCAGCAUACAGAAGAGAAGGAGAGGAUGCAUGUCGAAAGAAGGUAGAAGAGGUAAAGUUUUUUGAAGAUUGUCUUCUCAAGGAGUGGCAACACAAUAUGAAGAUCUCCUUUAAUUAAAUGACUUAUCUCUAGCAUGCUCUUUUGGGAUUAUUCAUGACCUAUACAUUCUUGUGGUAUUAAUAGAGUAGUAUUUACAGGUACUACUUAAUCUUUGCUUGAAAAAAAGUGUGCAUGCAUUUUUUUCCAUUGAAAUAUUGCACUGUUGCAGAUUAUACUGUAGUGUUACUUUCAGAAUUAAA
Octodon degus (degu) is the source of this 1091-nucleotide messenger RNA. It is a transcript of the gene Nup62cl, whose product is annotated as nucleoporin 62 C-terminal like. Gene Ontology annotation, cellular component: nuclear pore central transport channel; nuclear pore. Bases 164 to 838 code for a protein of 224 amino acids. Gene Ontology annotation, molecular function: phospholipid binding; structural constituent of nuclear pore. NCBI's taxonomy places the organism in Eukaryota, Metazoa, Chordata, Mammalia, Rodentia, Octodontidae. The transcript is spliced from 8 exons. Gene Ontology annotation, biological process: RNA export from nucleus; protein import into nucleus. The record is from RefSeq and is a predicted model, not a curated record.